AUGGGGGACAGCCAGUACUCCUUCUCUCUUACCACCUUCAGGUCCCAACUCUCUCUCUCUCUCUCUCUCUCUCUCUCUGCGGAGACUUACCGUCAAGAUGACUUUAAAUGGGUCUCGGUGCCUUGCAGCCCGUCGGGGAAGCUGGUGCAGAUCGAGCACGCCCUGACGGCGGUGGGCUCCGGCCAAACCUCCCUGGGGAUCAAAGCUUCUAAUGGAGUUGUUAUUGCCACUGAGAAGAAAUUGCCGUCUAUUUUAGUGGAUGAAACAUCUGUGCAAAAGAUUCAAGCAUUGACUCCAAAUAUUGGAGUUGUUUACAGUGGGAUGGGUCCGGAUUUCCGCGUUCUAGUGAGGAAAAGCCGGAAACAAGCACAACAGUAUUACCUGUUGUAUAAGGAAACUAUACCUGUUACACAGCUUGUCAGAGAAACAGCUGCUGUUAUGCAGGAGUUCACACAGUCUGGCGGUGUAAGACCAUUUGGUGUAUCUUUAUUGAUUGCUGGGUAUGAUGACAAUGGCCCCCAGUUGUACCAGGUAGACCCUUCAGGAUCAUACUUCUCCUGGAAAGCAUCAGCUAUGGGGAAAAACGUGUCCAAUGCAAAGACAUUUCUUGAGAAGAGGUACACAGAAGAUAUGGAGCUUGAUGAUGCCAUCCAUACUGCAAUUUUGACUCUGAAAGAAGGUUACGAAGGGCAGAUCUCUUCCAACAACAUUGAGAUCGGGAUCAUUCGAUCUGACCGUGAGUUCAGGGUUCUGAGCCCCGCAGAGAUCAAGGAUUUUCUGGAAGAGGUGGAGUAA
This is a messenger RNA of Miscanthus lutarioriparius, 795 nucleotides long. Lineage: Eukaryota; Viridiplantae; Streptophyta; Magnoliopsida; Poales; Poaceae. The record is from the annotation of a GenBank genome assembly.